GCGGUGCGGUCCGUCCUGCUCCUCCAUGUUGUCAGUAAACCGCGGCUCUGACGUCCCGCCACUCUCCCUGCAGGGGGCGGGUACUUCUCUGUCAUUCCAGCCGUCCUGUGUCGCGAGACCGCACAUGAUUGGUGGAGGAAUACGGGCUGACCUCCUUCUACACAUCCUAUUGGUCACUGCCGGUGUCAGUCACAGCAUCCAGAUUCUAUGGAAGGAGGUGAAAAAAAAACAAAAAUAAUCUGAGCGAGGCGGCCAUCUUGCCUGGGAGAGAGUGGAAGUGAAGACGCAAAGGACCCGCAGCAGGAAGAACAAACCUCGGGUGUUUAUUUUCAUUCAGUCCGGGAUCAUUUACAGGACGGAUCCGCUCUCUCGCUGAGGGGGAGCUGCUGGAUGUGUACGCGGCCUGCGGGUUUCCUUCCUCGGUGUCCAGCUCGGGAAUUCGCUCCCGUCCGACCAGUCGGGCUGCUCUCCGCGGAGCUAAGCUAACGGCUAGCCGGGCCAGCCAGCUGUCAGUGCCCGGGCAGAGUUCGUGAGCGGCGGAUUCGGGGUUGAAGUUUCAGUCGAUAACACUUUGUUUCACCGGGAGCGUGUGGACUCUGAUCCCGGAUCACACCACCAUGCUAGCUGCUUUUUUUGUUCGAUAACAUGUCGUGAACAGUCGGGGUCAGCUUAGAGAAAAGGAGGCAGGUUUUGUAACUAAGAGGAGGAAUUUGGAGCGACUUUACCAGCAGCUAGCUGUGGCUGGAGCUCCACUUAAUCCCACUGUCAUUCGUGCUCUGGAAAUACACUAACAGUUAAAUCGAUGAAAAUGUCCUCGAUAAAGCCGGAGAAGAAGACUGUUUUUCUGUUCGCUAUCGCCCCCAGUUUGACCGUCUCAUGCCGGCUGCACAGCUGUCAGUGACUUUACUCUACCUGAGAGUCGGCCUGUCCAUCUGCCUCCGAUCCCGGGGAAGAUACCUGAGGGUCGGCCUGUCGAGCUGCCUCUGAUCCCGGGGAAGAUACCUGAGAGUCGGCCGGUCCAGCUGCCUCUGAUCCCGGGGAGGAUACCUGAGAGUCGGCCUGUCGAGCAGCCUCUGAUCCCGGGGAAGAUACCUGAGAGUCGGAUGAUGUUUAAUGGUUGUUGUAGGUGAAGCCUGCUAGCUGAUCCCCGUCUCUUAACCAGGCCUGCUCUCUGAUAAACGGCUUAUAUCUACGGCUCCGUGUUCAGGAUUUACUUGGUUUCACGGUGGAGGAUUCUGUCAGAGUCCUCACAUGUUACAUGGUGAGUUCAGGACUGAACUGGAUGUUUGAACCGGGACAAAGCUCCGUCCUGCUCCAUGGUGCAGGCGCUCAGAGUCGGCUGUAAGCAGCAGAGCCAUCGCCGGGUUAAAGGGACGCUAAUCCUGCCGUGUCUUCGCUUUGGGAUUAUAACUCAAAUUAAGGAUUUUUAUCUUUGGAUCCACAAUGGGAUCAGCGACCAAACUGGCCUUCAGUGUUUUCCUCAUCUCCUGCUCCUCAGGUGCCAUCCUGGGACGCUCAGAGACUCAGGAGUGUGUCCACUACAACUACAACCCUUCCUCCUCCUCCUCCUCCUCCUCCUCCUCCUCUUCGGUGUUGGAGAGUCGGGGGAACCUCAGCGGGGUGGAGCCCUGCUACGGGGAGAAGGACAAGAGGCUGCACUGCUUUGCCACCUGGAAGAACGUGUCAGGAGUCGUGCAGGUGGUGAAACAGGGCUGCUGGUUGGACGACGUCAACUGUUACGACAGGAGCGAGUGUGUGGAGAAGAAAGAUGCUCCUGAAGUCUUCUUCUGCUGCUGUGAAGGAAGUUUGUGUAACAAAAAGUUCUUCUACAGCCCCGACCAGCCUCAGAUACCGACGACAAACAAGCCGGUGACAUCGCCGCCUCCAGUGCUGACCACUCUGAUGUACUCACUGGUUCCCAUCAUGGCCGUCACCGCCAUCGUCUUCUUCUCCUUCUGGAUGUACCGACACCACAAACUGGCCUACCCACCUGUACUGGUUCCCACACAGGACCCGGGUCCUCUGCCGCCGUCCCCCAUCCUGGGCCAGAAGCCCCUGCAGUUACUGGAGAUCAAAGCCAGGGGGCGCUUCGGCUGCGUGUGGAAGGCUCAGCUGCUCAGCGAAUACGUAGCCGUCAAGAUCUUCCCGAUCCAGCACAAGCAGUCGUGGCAGAACGAGUACGACAUCUACAACCUGAGCGGGAUGAGACACGACAACCUGCUGCACUUCAUGGGAGCCGAGAGGAGAGGAAGCAGCCUGGACAUGGAGCUGUGGCUGGUGACCGCCUACCACGAGAAGGGUUCUCUGACAGACUACCUGAAGGCUAACGUUCUCUCCUGGUCUGAGCUCUGUGUCAUCGCUCAGUCGAUGUCUCGAGGCCUCGCCUACCUGCACGAAGACAUACCUGGACACAAGCCGGCCGUCGCCCACAGGGACUUUAAGAGUAAGAACGUCCUGCUGAAGUCCAACCUGACCGCCUGCAUCGCUGACUUCGGCCUCGCUCUCAGGUUUGAGGCGGGAAAAUCUCCUGGAGAAACACACGGACAGGUGGGCACCAGGAGGUACAUGGCUCCUGAGGUCCUGGAGGGAGCCAUCAACUUCCAGAGAGACGCCUUCCUGAGGAUCGACAUGUACGCUCUGGGUCUGGUGCUGUGGGAACUGACCUCACGCUGCAAAGCUGCCGACGGUCCGCUGGACGAGUACAUGCUGCCGUUUGAGGAGGAGGUGGGUCAACAUCCGUCUCUGGAGGACAUGCAGGAGGUGGUGGUCCACAAGAAGCUGAGACCCACACUCAGAGAGUGCUGGCAGAAACACGCUGGUCUGGCCGUGCUCUGUGAGACCAUUGAGGAAUGCUGGGAUCAUGAGGCCGAGGCUCGGCUGUCGGCCGGCUGCGUGGAGGAGCGCGUCGUGCAGAUGCAGCGACAGACGAGCGUCACGGCGCCCGAGGAGAUCGUCACAGUGGUCACCAUGGUAACCAACGUGGACUACCCACCUAAAGAGUCGAGCCUAUGACGAGGCUGAGGACCAAUCAGGACGGAGCAGGGACUCCCUCAGUGAGCGGCAGGUUUCUGUCUCUGAUAGGAGCCUGUCAGGUGAUCAGCUGGGAGGUCAGGUGACCUCCAGACUGACGAGCAGCUCCUUCUUAAAGACAAUAUGGAGGACGGUCUCUCUCUCUCUCCCUCUCUGCAGGGCGAGCCACACUGACCUCCACUCUCUGACAUCACUUCCUCUUUUGUAUUACAAAAUGAAAGACUUCCUGGACAGACCUUUUCUACAAUAAUGUGACGAUACGACGUUUGUUUGACUUCAGUAUAAAAAGGGCGACUUUAGUUUUUGGAUGUUUUAGUUUCUGAAUGAAGUGAUGCCAAUAAGAAACAGCUUCUGAAUGUCUGAAUCACUGCUGUUUACAGUAUAUACACAGAUAUAAAUAUAUAGAAACAUAUAGAAACAUUAUCACCUGACAGAAGAGAGUUUCAUAAUCAGGUUAUUGAUCCAACACAUCUUCUCUUUCAUGUGACGUUACUUCUCGUCUUUCUCGCUGAGAGUCAGCAGUUCAGACUGAUCCCUCUGUCGCGUCUGAGCAGUUAGCUUAGCUUAGCAUAAAGACUGGAAACGGAGGGAAACGGUUAGCGUGGAGUCUCCGCUGGGAGAGAGAGAGGCAUCAGUCUUCUCUGACUCUCAAACAAGAAAGUGAAGAAUUUUCCCCCAAAAAAUCUUCGGUUAACGUCGACGGUUUGAUUCUCACUCAGUUAUGGAAGAAAAGAAAUAAAACUUUAUUUAAACAACAAGCUUCACACACAAAACAUCAAGAUUAAAACAGUUUGAAAACAACGAUCAGUCUUUGUAGCAACUGAUCGAUCAAUUGAUUAUCAAACAGAAGAGAUUUUAGUGCUUUGUUUUGUUUUCUGUUUUCAACUAAAAACUGAAAAACAGACAUUUUUAAAAAUUGGAGCUUUAUGGACAUUUUCAUUGUUUUUCUGACGUUUUACAGACAAAACAAAUAAUUUAUUGAUCUUGAAGAUAAUCAGGAGAAAUUUGAAUCUUCUAUGAAACUGAUUUAGAGUCAAAAAGCCGAUCGAAACAUAAACAAUGAAAACAUGUGACCAGAAACCAAAGAUGAUCAAUAACACUAACACAGCUGACGAUCAAUAACAGCUGUCUGCUCCUGUUUGUUUCUGUCAGUCGUUAGAAGCAGGAAGUGACCGUCGGACCCUGAACUGUUUGUCUUCAUGUUGUUGUUGUCGUUGUUGUCGUUGUUGUUGUUUGUUGUCUCUGCUUCCUGUUUGUGGGUUCGUUUGUCUCUGGAAACAUUUCGUCUUUACGACCCUAAAAAAUCGUUUCGUCGUGACACGUCGCUCGCUACCCAGCAUGCCUUUCGGUUUCACGUCUGAAAAUCACAGACACGUUUACGUUUCGGAAGAUAAACUUUCAGAUCACGAAACGUUUGAACAAAGUCAGAAACACUAAACGUCAUUUUAACUUCGUCAGUUUUUCCGUCAGUCCGGCGGCUCGUCUUCGUCCCGCCGGCGGCCGAACUGAAGCUGAUCAAUCAACUGAUCAGCUGAUACUGAAGCUCAGAGACAAACAGUGAAACUGUGAUCAAACUGAAAUGAUGUUUUGAGUCCUGAACACUUGGUUAAGUGUCGGAGCUCAGCGUGUCCAGCGGGUGGCGCCGGCGCGUCGUAUCGAUCAGAUCCUGACUGAUGGAGUCAUGUGAUCAGUUUGAAGCGACUCAUUAAAGAUCAGCUGCUCUGAUGUGAAACUGCAUCAAACUUUAUUUCAGGACAGGUGGAAAUAUAAAAAAACACCGCCGCCGCCGCCUGUACAGCACGUCUGCUGUAGGCCUCAGUGAUGUCACAUGAUGUCACAUGACCUGAUAAAGAAACGUCCGCCGUCGUCUCGUAUAAAUCAGACGUUUAAAGAGUCGACCUGAGAACAAACUCCACAGACAAGAGAGACGUUCAGGGACCCACAGCUCACUCUCACCUGUGUUUAUAAAAACCUUUUAUUAACCUGUGAAGCAGCAGAACAUCUGUAUACUGGUUCCCAGUACACACAGUACUGGUGUCCAGUACAGACACAGUAUUCGAGUUCAGCCUGUUUCCUCCUCUUGUCUUUUAUUUUGAUAACCUCUGACAGGAAGCCUGUUUCCUCCUCUGUCUGUCUUUUAUUCUGAUGAUGACAGGAAGCUGCACAGUUUGUACAUAUGAAUGUUUCAGAUUUUCAGCAUGAGUUUGUUUUUAUGGACUCGAUUGUUUCUAAUGUUAAUAUGAGAAACAGAUUCUGUUUAUUUUAUAUGACGAAGAUGAAAAAAAUGAAAACAAUCUGAGUUUGUUAAUUUAUGUUGAAAGCUCAGAACACUAACUUCCUGUGGAGGAAGGUGUGUGUGUGUGUGUGUGUGUGUGUGCGUGUGUGUGUGCGUGCGUGCGUGUUAGAUACCUCAGACGUCCCUGCUGGUGCUCACCAUUCCCAUCAUGACAUCAUCAUGACAUCAUCCUCCUCUGGCGUCGAUCAGGGCGACGACACAAACUGAAAUCUGACAUUUUUGGAUUUAAUUUGAGUUUUUCGAGCAGAACUUCUCGAAGUUCAACAAAACCAAAUGAAUGUGGGAAUAAAAAGUGUGAAUAAAUGUUUCCAACAUGAACGUGGAAGCGUCAGAACGACUUCAUGUCAGACUUAUUUUAGUGGAUUCAGUCGUCGGCUCCUCGAAUGGUUCAGUUGUUCAGGAAAAACAGUUGAAGCGUCCUCGCAGAUGAAUGAAUGUAACUCCAGUUUAUUAGUUUUCGUCGGUCUGUCCGUCAUUUCUAUCAGACAUAAAAAACUUUGUACUCAUCAAGUUGAUAUCUGACGUCACUGUGAGCGGCUGCAGAUGUGAACUUACUACAUUAUUAUUACUGAUAGAAAACAAGGAGCAAAGAUUGAAUUAAACUGAAAUGUUGGUCAACAGAUGUUUAAAGUUUCAGCUGGAUGUGAUGUUUGUUUGCUGCUGCAGGACGACUCUACUGUUUGAUAUUUCACAUGAAAACCAAUAAAUUCCUGUUUGAUUUAUUCCAAUUAAACCCCUGAUUAUUCUCCUGGGCAGCGUGGUGCGUUCACUGUCUGUGGGCAGUUUGAGGGCUUCUGUUGGAGGUGAUUGUUGAAUAUUGUACAGAAGAAAACGUGAUGCUGUUUCCCCUCAAAUAAACUCUAGUGACCGCUC
Thunnus maccoyii (southern bluefin tuna) is the source of this 6199-nucleotide messenger RNA. RefSeq names its product activin A receptor type 2Aa (gene acvr2aa). Bases 1444 to 3012 code for a protein of 522 amino acids. The transcript has 11 exons. The record is from RefSeq and is a predicted model, not a curated record. Gene Ontology annotation, biological process: protein phosphorylation; activin receptor signaling pathway; cellular response to growth factor stimulus. Gene Ontology annotation, molecular function: activin receptor activity; activin binding; ATP binding. Gene Ontology annotation, cellular component: plasma membrane; activin receptor complex. NCBI's taxonomy places the organism in Eukaryota, Metazoa, Chordata, Actinopteri, Scombriformes, Scombridae.